AAAGUAAAAAAACAUGUAAAAGGAGCUAUCAGAACAUAGCAAGGAUGUGAAAGAUGCAGGCCAAAUUGCCUGACCAAAGAACCUCAGUUUUUCCUUUAAUAAAAGGAGGGAUGGAUAAAGUCUAGCCUCAUUGAAUCAGAAAAGACCCGGAUUUCCAAAAGGACACGGGUAAUGUUCACAGUUCGGGUAAAGGCUCCCUAAUGUGCAAGAUCCGGGAACCGGUCCGUUUGUAACGGCAACGAGUCGUCGGUCCAAAGCGAGCGCCUUUGUCUUCUUACUUGGAGCGGCUGGAGGAGACAUUGGAAAAUGUUCCUUUAAAUGCCCGGGAGCGCUCCGUGUCACGAGAAGCAGCUCCGCGCUCGCGGGGGAGAUGUUCCGGCGGAGCCGAUCCCGCGCCCGCCUUCUGUCCUGCCCCGGGAGAAGCGCCGCCCGCUCCGGCCUCGCCACCGCCCGAGCUCGAGCCGCCGGCCGCCGGAGCAGCGCUGCCCAGCCGCUAGGCCCGCACCGAGGCGGGAGAGAGCGCCGGGCCCUCGCGGCUCCGGGCUCGGGCCGCGGCGGCGGCGGCGGGCCCGAGCGAUGGAGGGGCAGAUGGCGGGGCUGUACGACCUGGGGCGCCGGCUGGGCAGCGGCCACUUCGCCGAGGUGCGGCUGGCCCGGCACGUCUUCACGGGCGAGCGGGUGGCAGUCAAGGUGAUCGAGAAGGGCCGGCUGGGCGGCGCGGCGGCGGCGCGGCUGCGGCGCGAGGUGGGCUGCAUGAAGCUGGUGCAGCACCCCAACGUGGUGCGCCUCUACCAGGUGCUGGAGACGCCGGCCCGGCUCUACCUGGUGCUGGAGCUGGGCGACGGCGGGGACCUCUUCGACUUGCUCACGCGGCGCCCGGGCGGGCUGGCGGAGGCGCGGGCGAAGGGCUACUUCGCCCAGGUGGUGCACGCCAUCGCCUACUGCCACCGGCUGCACGUGGUGCACCGCGACCUCAAGCCGGAGAACGUGCUCUUCUUCCAGCAGCAAGGGGUGGUCAAGCUCACCGACUUCGGCUUCAGCAGCUGCUUCCAGCCGGGCACCAUGCUGGCCACCAGCUGCGGCUCCCUGGCCUACUCGGCCCCCGAGAUCCUGCUGGGCGAGGAGUACGACGCCCCCGCCGUGGACAUCUGGAGCUUGGGUGUCAUCCUUUAUAUGCUGGUCUGUGGACAUCCCCCUUUCCAGGAGGCCAACGACAGCGAGACCCUGACCAUGAUCCUGGAUUGUCGCUAUGUGAUACCAUCGGGCAUCUCCCUCCUGUGUGCAGACCUUAUUGCCCAGAUGCUGCAACGGGACCCCAAGCAAAGAGCGUCCUUGGAGCUAAUUGAAAACCACCCGUGGCUCCAGGGGGUGGACCCCUCCCCAGCCAGCCGCUCUCUUCUGCCGCUGACAUCGCACAGGAGGGUUUUGGCGGAGGAGCACGAGACCAUCAUCCAGACAAUGAUGUGUGGCCACAUUGCAGACCGAGAAACCAUCGAGGAAUCCCUGGAGGCCAAGCACUACAAUCACAUCACUGCCACCUACUUUCUGCUGGCUGAACGGAUUCUGCGCGAGAAGCAGGAGAAGCAGAGCCUGGCUGAGCAGCUCCAGAGCAGGAGCCCACCAGGUGAGUCCUGUCCUCCUCUGCCCACAGAGCUGCCCCCAGCCACCAAGAGCGCUCUGGAAAAUGUCGCUGCGGAGUAUGCCGGGAAGCCUCUCCUCUCCCGCUCAGCCUCCAGCGAGGGCAAGUCCUCUUCCAGCUUCCACAGAUGCGGGCAGCCUCUCCGAGCCCUCAUCCAGCCCUGCCUCAUGGAGACCGGCAUUGCCAAGAGCACCCUCGCCUUGCAGCAGAUUUCAGAGGAGGAGGAGGAGGAGGAGGAAGAGGCAGAAGGGAAGCCGGGCCUCUCUCGACGGCGGACCUCCUCCUUGAACCAAGAGCAGAUGAGCCGCUUCCAGAGCACCGCAUCAUCGUCCCUGCUCUUCUGCCGGGCCCUUGCAGCCCACUACAAAGUGGGGAAGAGCCUCAUCCCUGCACAGGCCAAGUCCUCCUGCCCUGAACAAGGGCCUGGGAUCACUCCGACAGCUCCGCUGGAGCAAGCAUUCCCGAGCAGCCAGCCAGGGACAGGCCGAGCCCCCCAGAUGGAGGAGUCAGGCAACAGCCUCAGCUUACAAGUGGGGGGAAGGUCUGCUGAACCCCCAGAGGAAGCUACCCCACUAGACAGCCAGGGAGGGGGCACUGUUAGACCAGGGGUGGAGCUUGGUCAAAUUGAGCCCCUCCUGGCAGAGGAAGAGGAGCAGAGCGACCUUCUUCCAUUGAGGGAAGGAGAUCCUGUCGAGCAGGGGCUCUUGGAGGUUGGGGAGGAGAGCCCCCAGACCCAGAGCACCACAGCUCUUCUGCAGGGUGGCCGUAGCCCAGGAACGCCUGGAGCCGAUGUGCUGGGAGCAGAGGGCAAGGGCCUGGAGCUGGGGCCUCCCCACUGGGCCAAAGCCUGCUGCAAUGCCCAGAGCAAUAGCAGCGGCCAUGACAGCCUCGCAGACAGCAUCAUCAAGCUGGAUCCAGCCAAAGGCAAGAACGCUAACCUGAAGGAUCGGCUCCUGCAGUUCCCGCUCUGUGAAAAGGCCCUGGCCUUCCGGAUGCAGCCCAGCUCCAGGGAGAGCCUGCUGUCCUUGGGGCAGUUCAACUGCUGCCACGUCAUCUAGGCGUGCAAGAGAGAAGAGCCAGGAGAGCAGGGCAAUGGCCGUUUCCAGUUGCCAAGGUCUGUGCUUGGCUGCCUGCAUCCUCUCUCAGGAGGGGCUUCCUGUGUGAGAAUGCCAACCAAGCAGCUCCCGGCAUCCACAUGGCAUCUUUGGCCGGGGUUUCCCCUUGUGUCCUACUGCACUCACAAUUUCUCACACAAACCCUCUUUCUGAGGGCUGAUGGAGGAAGUCUUAGCUUGCUCUGGUGUAACUGGAAGCUCUGGAGAACGUUGAAACUGGAAGAAAGCCAAGGCUGCGCUCUUGAGAGUUGAAAGUGAACUUCGGAUGUCCACUGACCCUGGAGGUCUUGGAGAAGCAUUUCCAGGAGAUGCAGGGUCUCUCCAUGCCUCUUUAGGCUUCCUAGUUUAACUUAAGGUAAUUGGCCUACUACACCUGGGGGAUUAUUUAUACCAGGCAGGCGGCGGGCUUGACUUUUCCCAGCAGAACCACCUGCUUGGAAGCGGCCCUGGCUGUCUCCCCUUUGUGGUGCCUCCAGGCCAGGGGAAGUCAUGCGCCUGCCCAACGUAUCCACCAGCAGCUAUUGAUGAGCUGGCAGCUGUGGAGGGCCUUGAUCCCUUUUGUCUCUGGAUGCCAUCUUUCCUUCCUGGCAGAGCAGCGGGCUUCCACCCUUUCUGGGCCUGCUCUCUUUCAUUCCGCCAGCUUCAGUUUUGGGAGCAUGCGCUCCUGUGGUUGCCACUUCAAAGCCCAGCUCACUCCUGGACCCAGGACCCGGCUGGGGAAAAAUGCAAGCACGGCAGACUCAGACUGGGGACACUGUGCAGGGUUAGGCCUGGUUGACUCCUGCCCUCCUUCCUGCCUCUGGUCUGUGGGGGACGAUGAGCCCUUCGGUCAGGCCUCUGUUGCUGCUGCUGUUCUUCCGUCCUGCCUUGCUCUGUCCUGACUGCCAAGGAGCGUGUGGGUCUUCCCAAACCACCAGGGAUCUCUUAACCCUUGGAGUGGGGCAGUAAUUGAAGUAUUUUAGCAUAAUAUAUAUUAAGGUUUAUCACCCAGCCUGAGUUGUCCCUAGGUGGCCAACACACCAUCUUCUCAGCAUGGACCAAGCUGUCUUGUUGCCCUCCUUUGCCUGCUGCGUUGGAAGAGGAGCCUGGAAGGCCCUUGCUGGGCAGAGAGCGCAGAAGAGGGCACUUCUCUUCCCCACUCAGUCUCCCGAGGCUCUGUGUUUCUCCCCUCUCCUGCCUGUGCCCAAACUCCCCUCCUCCCCCAGAGGCUUCUGGGGAAGAGCAGCUCCCCCCCUCUAUUUAUCCUCUUCUCUUGCUGGCAAGGAAUGGAUGGGGAGUGCUGAGGUCUUGGAGUUCUGUGUCAGGUGCAUUGAUGGAAUUGAAGGGAAAGCAAGGCCAACCCAAUAAAAUGAUCACUCUGGAUCCUGAAGCAACUUAUGGCUCUUCCUUGUCGAGGAAAAGCUGAGGAUUGGUACCACGGAGCCUGACUGAGCAGGCCCAAGGCCCUUGCUUUGCAGGCCAGCCAAAAAUCUCCCUCUCCACUGGGGAACCCAUCGUUUACCCCCCUAGGCCUUCAUCUGGUCCACCAGGGCCUCUGUCCUUCCCGGCUGCCACCCCAGAGGAGCCAUUUGAGGGAGAUCUUCCAUCUGAAGCCUGGAAGGGCUUUUCUGACUAAAGGUUCCCUUGUGAGGGGAACCGCACACCGGAGGCCUUUUGUGGCUCCUCUGAGACCAGAAGAAGAGCCAAAGGCCUCCCUGCUCUAGAUGCGUUUCAUUUGGCUGCUGAAUGAAGAAGCUUUGGACUCUCUGCUGUAUUGAAAACCACCCAUUCUGAUGAUAAAUUGUCCUUUGGAGGAAAAACUAAUACAUGAAGAUCAAACAACAGAAUUAUAUCGUUAGCCUGUUCUCUACCCAUCAACCUUUUGACUGAAUUGUCCCAGGGGCUCCUUCUGGUGGGAGGCUUUGGUUGUGGGGACUGUCCCAAGCUGGGUGGGUUCAUUUGAGGCCAGGCCUGUUGCUCCACAGGAAGGCUAAAACCUGGGGAAUAUCUGUCUUCCCUUGGCCAUCAGCUGGUCAUGCCUUCAAGCAUCCUGGGCUCUGUGGAGAUCUGCCAUAUCCAUCUGAUGCUGGAAUUCAGGGAUCGAUGUGGACCUUGGUUUUGGAUGCACCAGUGAGGUCUCUGAUUGUCAUAGCAGGUUUAUAUAAAUUUAGAGCUUAUUUACAUACGGCACAAGUUUUGGUUUAGCAAAAAUUAGUUAAAGAAUAUUACAGAACUAGAUUAAUUUUCAAAACAAGCAAAAAAACUUGCUAUAGUUGAGCAAUUCCCUUACGAAGAAACACUGCGAUGCAGGAUUGCUGUUUAACUGGAAGACUCCUGCCGUCCUGUUUUCUGAAGGACAAAUGUCACAGAAGUCUAAACUACUUAGGGUUUCUUGUUUGUUGCUAAUUUUGUGCUGACCUGGUGCCUGCUUGGAGUUUCCCUCACUAGGUUCUUUGCCAUUGUCUGCUUCCUGGGGCUGAUAGAAAGUGAUUGGCCCAGGGGCACCCAACUGGCUUUUUGCCUUUGUGUUCUUUCUAGGACUUGAACUCACGGUCUCCCAGUUUCUAGCCUUAUGCCUCAACCGCUAUACCAAACUGGCUCUUGUAGGCCUGGAAAGUCCCGGAAAGCUGAAGUUCCAAAGGUUUAAGGCCUAGUUAAAUAAAAGUUUAAAAUAUGUACCCAAAGUCUUUAGCAGGACUAAUGGAUAGGAAGAGACAUUCUCCUGCUAAAGAUGUCUCCAACGGAAAAAAGAGAAGGAGGCCUCUGUGUGUGUGUUAUGGAGUGUGGCAACCAGAACUCCAGAUAGCGUUGAAAGAGAUUCUGAAAACUUCACUUUUGGAAAUAAAAAUGAUGUGAGUUUUUGAAAAGCAGAUAACAGUAUCGCUGUACCAUUUCAACAAACCUUGGUAAAGAUCUCUGAUAAUAAUAAAAGGCCAAACAUACCUUCUACAUAAAGCAGCAAAUUAUAUCCUAUUCCUGCAGCGCAAUUACCUUGGAUAUCCCCACUGUCAUUAAACAUGCUAAAGGUUCUAAUGCUAAAUUAAAUAUUGAACAAGAUAGGGAAUAUUGGUGUGUUCUAUAUUUCCUGUGUUUACAUAAGAGACAAUCUUAUUAGCCUCUAGAAGCAGAAGGAUUUAAAAAUAUUGUUUUAUCCAAGAAAUUAUAUUAAAAUCCAUUUUGUAACUAAUUUCAAAUAAAAAAGCUUGCACCAUAUUGAAAA
This is a messenger RNA of Crotalus tigris (Tiger rattlesnake), 5952 nucleotides long. RefSeq names its product SNF-related serine/threonine-protein kinase-like. The record is from RefSeq and is a predicted model, not a curated record. Gene Ontology annotation, cellular component: cytoplasm. Gene Ontology annotation, biological process: protein phosphorylation; intracellular signal transduction; microtubule cytoskeleton organization. Lineage: Eukaryota; Metazoa; Chordata; Lepidosauria; Squamata; Viperidae. The coding region runs from base 319 to 2697 and encodes 792 amino acids. The transcript has 5 exons. Gene Ontology annotation, molecular function: ATP binding; protein serine/threonine kinase activity; tau-protein kinase activity.